UAUAGUAUUUAAUGCAUCAACGACAUGUUCAGCGUUUAAUUUAAGGCAACAACGAAUCAAACAAACAAACAACAAAACGAAAACUUUUCGCAUAACUAGAUUAUUUCUGAAUGAAAUCAAACAACGAUUUACAAUCCACAGAAUGAUACGACAUAGUCCAGGGAAAGACGAAUCAGGUGUGUUUAUAUUUGAGUAUUCUUCUGAAGACUUCGCUCAUCAGACAGACUCUUGGAAAUACAAGAACUUUAAGACCAGCAGGUUUGACAGAGAGCUGUGUACACGGUGGGAUGAUGGGAUGGACAACGGGUUGUUCCGUUACACAAUGGACCACGUGGAAACUCGGAUACUGUCCGGAUCUAACAAAUAUGUUGUACAGUUGAAUGAAAAAAGAGCAAAAGAAAGACGGACACCCCAGUCAAUAAUGAAUGUAAAUCAGCCCUUCGACCCCGAACAGUUUAACUUCACUAAAAUAAAUCCAAAGGAAAUACUGUUUGAAAUUAGGAAUGUAACUCAGAAUAAAUCUGACAGUUGUAAUGGCGUUUGCAACGGUGUAAAGGAAACAACAAAAGAAGAUCUACGAGAAGAGCGACAUAUCGUCAUAAUCAACAUCAGUCCUCUAGAAUAUGGUCAUGUGCUUAUUGUUCCACACGUAGACACCUGCCAGCCUCAGAUUUUCACAGAGUGUGGGAUUCAAGUUGGGUUGGAAUGUAUGUUGCUCAGCUUACACAGGGGUUUCAAGAUCGGCUAUAACAGUCUGUGUGCCUACGCCUCUGUCAAUCAUCUCCAUUUCCACGCCUACUAUCUUCAACACGAGCUGAUGGUGGAAUCCUGUGAUGUGAAGCCACUGGCGAAAAAUCUGUCUGAAAUGUUGGCGAUGCCAGCUCCAGGCUUUGCAUUUCAACUUCAUGGGUCAUCUCUGCAAGAAAUAUCCAGGUUAAUAUUCAAGAUAACAAGUUACUUUCAAGAACAUGAGAUUGCUCAUAAUGUGUUCAUGACUCAUGGAACUGUGUUUGGUGAAGGACCAUCCAGUGAAAACAGAACUAUUCGGAUAUAUUUAUGGCCACGAAAAAAGUUUAUUGGUCAGAAGAUGUUUGAAGAAUUCAAUGUUGCAUGCAUAGAAUUUGGUGGUCACUUGCCAGUAAAAGAGAGAAAGGGUUACGAGGCGAUGACCGAUGAGCUUGCCGACACCAUAAUAGCUUCAGCGAAGCUGCCCGAUGAGGAAUACAGCCGGAUCAAACAGAAGGUGAUUCAGAUAGCACAGACUGAGGCAGCUGCUUCUAUAUGAUGUGUGCUCAACGAGUAUCUCAUAUCGUAUAAACAAACCUUGUUAUGCUUGUUCAUCAAUCAGAUCUGAAGCUUGUGGGGUUUUGCAGUUUUUAGUAAAUCAUUGUGACUUUUACAGAAAGAUUCAACAAUAUUCUGCUUUCAAAGUUUCAAACUCAUCACCGUGUGUCAAAUUUGUUUGUAUAAACCAUGAUUACAGUUUUAACAUCAGUGACAUGUAGUUGUUAUGGUUAAAUGUUAAUAUUUACUGAAAAUGUUACGUAAAUAAUCCAAGGAAUUGAGAUAUUCCAAGUUCGAUCACCAUUUUACACAACUACUUUGUGGUGCCAACUAGCAAUAGAAUUAACUAUCUGAAUGUUGGAAUUGUUCAAGGUAUAGUAACGGUACCUUCCCAUCCCCCAAACAAAACAAAUUGCAUUAUACAUCUCUUUAGAAAUUUUCAUUGGUGUUGGGGUUUAUUUUGGGGGUGCAUAGUAAGUUCCUCUUUGUUACAGAAUAAAAUAAUCCAACUGUUAUAUAUUUUUUUCUUUCAUCAUUGAAUUCAAUCUUGAAUACUUGCAUUGAUUAUAUUAAUGUCAUUGUUAGAUACCACAAGCAUGUCCUAUAGACUAGUGUAUGGGUUACCUUAAAUUACAGGCUUGGUAACAACUCAUUUAUUAAGCUUACAAUUCCCAUUUCUCUUGCUCUAAAUCCCUCCACAGAUACUCUGAUACGUUUUAUUCAUUCACAUCACUGGUCUUGUAUUGAGUUUUGUACAUUUAAGUGUAUUGUGUAUUUGAAUAACACUCAAAUGAUACAAAUUUAUGUGGUGUAGUUUUUGUUAUAAACUUUAGUAGAGAACGAUGUACCAUUCUCGACUUUCUUGACGUGGUAACCUCCUGGUAACCUAACCGAUUGUUCUCAACUCAUAUCGAUGCCUGAAGUGUUACAAGAGUGUAAUAGCAUGAGAUUGACUCCUAUAAUAUGAUAUUUAGGUCACCAUUUAUUGUACAUCAUGUGGAUAAUAAAUUUAUUUAUUGUU
Messenger RNA from Gigantopelta aegis, 2305 nucleotides. RefSeq names its product GDP-D-glucose phosphorylase 1-like. The record is from RefSeq and is a predicted model, not a curated record. The transcript is spliced from 10 exons. Gene Ontology annotation, cellular component: cytoplasm. Lineage: Eukaryota; Metazoa; Mollusca; Gastropoda; Neomphalida; Peltospiridae. The coding region runs from base 143 to 1285 and encodes 380 amino acids. Gene Ontology annotation, molecular function: GDP-D-glucose phosphorylase activity. Gene Ontology annotation, biological process: glucose metabolic process.